Messenger RNA from Trypanosoma cruzi, 978 nucleotides. RefSeq lists its product as uncharacterized. The record is from RefSeq and is a predicted model, not a curated record. The transcript has a single exon. Bases 1 to 978 code for a protein of 325 amino acids. NCBI's taxonomy places the organism in Eukaryota, Euglenozoa, Kinetoplastea, Trypanosomatida, Trypanosomatidae.
AUGGGGACCACGACGGCGUCACCCCUCGAGAAGGUCUCGCGCUCUGUCGGUUGUGGAGUGGCGAGGCGGUUUGCCUGCAGCCCGACUGACAGAACCGCACAGUCGUUUCAUUGCGGCCACUUCCUCAGCAUCACCCGCUGCGGUGGUGUCCGCAAGAGCCUCAGCCCCGAUGAGGAUGGCCUCGUAGUUGUCUGGCAGCCCAGAACUUCAGGGCCUUUGCCCUUCAGGAUUGCCCCUGCAGCACGACUGGCGCAGCACCGGCCAGGCAUCGUACUUCUCCAGGAGUGCAGGCACCAGAGUGCCCCAGCGACGAGGCUCGUUGGCUGCACUGACCUUCCACCAGGCCUGCAGUGGGCGUGCCGGUGGCGUGGCCUUCGUGGUGCGCCACACCUUGCCGUGCGAGCGCCUGUUGCUCGUGGCCCCAACUGCCUGGAGAACACUGCCUUCCGCGUGCGCCCACCGGCCAGCCCCAGCAUGCACGUGGUGAACCUCUGCAGCCUUCCCACGGCAAUUGCUCACGCUGCUCACUUUGCGAGCACCAUUCGUCGCCCUGGUCCUGCAGCGCCUAUUGCGGGCGACCCGAAUUCACACCAUGAGCUGCGGGAAGGUCGCUCACCAUCCACGACGGCAGGAGAGGAUCUCGCCGCCACCCCAACCGGCAUGGAGUGUGAGCUGUCUGACGACCCGGCACAGGCAACGCGGAUCAGCGGCCGCAGCGUCUCUUUUCCCAACGUGACUGCGCAACGCGUAUUGCGUGUCUCCCACUUGACGUCCAGCCGCUGCAUGGAGUCGGACCACCAUCCGCCAUUCCACACUGCAGAGACGGAGGACGGCCUUCCGCGACAGACAGGCAUGCUGCCACGACGGAAACAUGCCGUUGUCCUGCGCGAAGCUGACUGCGAUGCUUCCACCUCGGCGUGUGCAACGCCCCUGUCCACCGUAAUCACAUGGUUGGAGAUGCACCGAGGCACCGUGUGA